CCCAAAGCUUACUAGUUUAGAAUCAGGGUCAACGAUGCUGUUGAGGAUUAAUACAUCUGAACAUUUACACGAACAUGCUAGUCUACAGAGCCUUCAGGUUUUCUCAAUUUCUUCUAGUUUGACAAGGUAAAUGUGAGGAGAGCGUGCACAACUGAGGUUUCAAUGCAGAAGUCUUCAGCGCUCAUCGAAAUGGUCAGUCACUGUCAACCCCCAGCGUUUACAGAUUUCACGGGACUGACCCUCUCCAUGUACAGCAGUAAAUCGGAAAUGUGUGCAAGACGCGUCGGCAACGAUGGUUUUGGACUUCAAACGUGCCUGAGACCAAAUCAUUUGGGUCAGAUGCAGUAUCCUAGUCCAAAGCGACUCGUCGUGUCGGAGGAGCGCUACGGAACUCAAGAAAAAGCGCAUUUGACAGCAAAGGCUCCCCGCGUGGGCUUCUCCUUGCCACCGGGACAAGCAAACGGAGGCUGUAGCACCUACUGUUCUGAGAAGGACAUCACAGCUGACCUUGGGGGCAUCGAGAGCACCCUGAUGCGCUGUGGGCAAAGCAUGGUAGUGCCUGCAGGGGACCUGCCCGGGGGUCUCUACCACCACAGCCUGCACUGUGACAGACCCACACAGACCCUGCAUCUCCAGCAACAGCAAGAGGCCAGGUCCUCUGCUACUGCCUCCUUCCAUAGAUCCCUGGCCUCCCCAGAUGGGGUCUGCAGCAGCUCCAACGGGCCCAGAUCCUCACUCCCCUACCCCAUCAAACAGGAGACCUCCAUGGGCUACAAGAUCACCUCCGGACCGGGUGUUCCCAUCUCACCCCAGGCUGGCUUCCAGAGUGACAGAGGAGCCGCGGGGAUGAGGCGGGGGGAUGUGGAGGCUCCACAGCAUAGCGGCAACGUGGUCGUUGGCAGCUUAGGCAGCGCAGUGCCGGCGGACGCGGCGUACCCGUUUAAUAAUGAAGAUGGCUCCUCCCCACUGUCAUUGUCUCCCGGCGCUGGCUCCCGUCAUUCGGCGCGGUUGCUUCAUGCUAGCAGUCUGACGAGACGCUGCCUGUCCUUGGCCUCAGACUCCCCCGCUGCCUCAGCCGCCAUCACCGCCUCCUCCGCCUCCUCCUCCGCCACCUCCGCCACUGCCGAGGGGAUCGAUAUCACCGCCAUCAUCUGCUCCUCCCAGAUGUCCAUCGUGGCCUGCGUGAACGGGCUGCGGGCAAACACCUCUCCCAUCCAGCCUCGCAGCGCCAGCGCUGCCGGCUUCUCCUCCACCUCCGCUUCAUCCACCUACAAGGACAUCCUCUGCAAGCUCCCUACCCAGCCCCGGCCCCCACCUCACAGUCCCCAGCAGCAGGCUCCCUCACAGGAGAGCUGUCAACUUCCCUCGCCUUCCACCUGCCUGCUGUCCCUCUCCUCCUCUUCCUCCUCCUCCUCAUCCUCCUUAGUGUCGUCUGUGGAGCUGGAGCCGGGCCAGGGGCUGUGUGAGGAUCUGGGGUCGAUGCAGCAGGGGCCCAGGUGUGGAGAUGGUGAAGGGGGAGGAGAAUCUGAAGGAAUGGAGCAGAUCAUGAGCAGGGCCCUGAUGCAGCCUGGAGGAGGUUCCCUCUCGCAGGGCUGUCAGAGGGCAGGGGCGACUCUGAAACAAGAGCCCCUGGAUGACUUCUCUCCAAGCGAGGAGGAGCUCUUUCAGAACCACUACCACCAGCACCACCACCACCACCUAACGGGACACAACGGGUAUGUACGCGCUCAAACCCAGCACCCUGCCCCCCCUCGGCCCUCUAUGCCCCCACCCUACCACCUGCACCAAUAUGUGAGCCCUAACCAAGGUAGCCGGUUGCAUCUCCAGAGCCAGCCCACAGCCCCAUCUUCCUCCGUGCUUGCGGGACCUAAGGCCCCCUCCAUGUCAGGCCUCGGUGGCUCUCACUCAGCUCCAGAGAGAGAAGACGUCGGAGGGGGUCCACUGGGGGAAAAGCAGGUGUGCCGCUGGAUUGACUGUAGCGCUGCAUACGAGCAGCAGGAGGAACUGGUGAGGCACAUCGAGAAGGUGCACAUCGACCAGAGGAAAGGCGAGGACUUCACCUGCUUCUGGGCCGGCUGUAUCCGCCGCUACAAGCCCUUCAAUGCCCGCUACAAGCUGCUCAUCCACAUGAGGGUUCACUCUGGGGAGAAGCCCAACAAGUGUAUGUUUGAGGGCUGUAACAAGGCUUUUUCUCGUCUGGAGAACCUGAAGAUCCAUCUGCGCAGCCACACAGGAGAGAAGCCCUAUCUGUGCCAGCAUCCCGGCUGCCAGAAAGCUUUCAGCAACUCCAGCGACCGCGCCAAGCACCAACGCACUCACCUGGACACGAAACCAUAUGCAUGUCAGAUCCCGGGCUGCACCAAGCGAUACACAGAUCCCAGCUCCUUACGCAAACACGUCAAGAUCCACUCUGCCAAAGAGCAACAGGUGCGUAGGAAGUUAAGGCCUUGUCCCCACCUGGAGCAGGAUGUUUUGAGCGAAUGUCUGUCUGUGCAGCACCUCACAGGCUCUGCCUCCUCUCAGCACCUGCACUGCGCCCUCCCUUCGCAGCACUUGUUCAACGGAAAGGAUGGCUGUUCCCCAGGACUGAGCCAGGACAUCUUCACAGGCCUGUAUUCUGGCUCCAGCCCCCCCCAUCACAGUGCCUCAGUGGAGCUCCUUCCCCCCACCCCCACAUCUGUCUCUGCCCCAGAGCCUCUCCGUCAGCCCCGGCUUGAUCGGGACCUGACCAGCCCUCAUCAUCUAUCCCCGCUGUCCACCAUGGACAACACGCAAGAGGGGGUGUCAGGUCCUCUUCUCUCUCCAGGGACCAAGGGAACAGGCACUCCUACCUCUCCCCUAGAUAAGCAGCACAUUUCAGUCUCCCAGCAGCAUGGUCAUCACCACCACAAAACCUACUCUCACUAUCACCACCACCAGUCAGCCAACGAGGAUUAUCAGGGCAGUUUUCAGAGCUGCUUUUAUUUCGGCGACUCCUACAGAAUGGAGCAGUCUUUAAGUGGUGUCCAUGUACCAGGUGACUCUGCCUAUACUUCUCACCAACACAAUGGCUUCCACAUGUCCAGCAGCAGUGGCUCUUCUGCAGGCUUCAGCUGCCAGGCUUUGGCCCAAGAUCUUCAAGCCUCUGGAUGCCAGUUCUCCUCCAACCCAGACGAAAGCAUCUUUUUCCAGGUGGGCAGCUUUGAACGCAGCCUGAGCCACAUGCCCUCUGUCUACACUGAGACAUAGAGUUGUACAGGUCUGGGGCAGGGGCUUCAGUUGUAAAAUAACUGGAUACAAAGCCAUGAAGCACUCAUAUUCAUUUAUUUUUUUUAUGAAAGAAUGGAGACGGGAACACAAAUAUUUUAGAUACCACCAGUCAUCCAUCAUUCCACUAGUUAUUGUAGGAAUUUCUGAGGACUAUCAAAAGUCAUUUUUCAACAUCUUUAUGGCUAUUUAAUUGACCUGAUAAUCUACUGAGGAUGUGCAUAGAUAUCUCACUAAUCAUUCACAAGUAUCAAAAGAUGACAAACUUCAGCAGCCACCAUCCCUUUAUUCCCUUUCAUUAAAUGUUCAGUCUGCUAUAGACUGAAGUGUAGAAAAUAAUAUAUAUAUUUGCUGUGUUUUAUCUGUGAAAACAUACCUUUUUUAAAUUCUUAAAUCAUUGUUUGUGUUUUUGUUUGGUUUCUCACUCAGACAUAAGUGUGGAAGAAGGUGGAAAGUUUGAAAAAAAUCUGUAACAGUUAAUACUUUAUUAUGUAUAUAAACUGUACAGUUUGUUUAAGCAAUAAUAUGACUGUUAUUUUCAAGUUAAAAAUUAAAUGAUUUUACAAUUGUGUUCCGCGAGACUAUUGCAUGCCCUUGAUUUCAGCAGGCAAAAAAUGAAUAUAAUUGUAAAUUAAGAAACAUUUUUGCA
This is a messenger RNA of Osmerus eperlanus (European smelt), 3895 nucleotides long. It is a transcript of the gene glis1b, whose product is annotated as zinc finger protein GLIS1. Bases 163 to 3228 code for a protein of 1021 amino acids. Gene Ontology annotation, biological process: regulation of transcription by RNA polymerase II. The transcript is spliced from 11 exons. The record is from RefSeq and is a predicted model, not a curated record. Gene Ontology annotation, cellular component: nucleus. Gene Ontology annotation, molecular function: RNA polymerase II cis-regulatory region sequence-specific DNA binding; DNA-binding transcription factor activity, RNA polymerase II-specific. Lineage: Eukaryota; Metazoa; Chordata; Actinopteri; Osmeriformes; Osmeridae.